Molecule: messenger RNA, 973 nt
Organism: Glycine soja
Lineage: Eukaryota; Viridiplantae; Streptophyta; Magnoliopsida; Fabales; Fabaceae
Exons: 3
Coding region: 339-647 (102 amino acids)
Biological process (GO): endoplasmic reticulum unfolded protein response; protein deubiquitination
Cellular component (GO): nucleus; cytosol
Molecular function (GO): cysteine-type deubiquitinase activity
Source: RefSeq, a predicted model, not a curated record
UGUUAUUUAUAGAUAUUUUGUUAUUAUGAGUGGACUCUCAUGAGUAUAUGAGUUGAGUCCAAGAGUCGAGUCUAUAGAAUUUUUACGAGUCUACGUAAAUUCUCGAGUUUGAUAAUCUUGUUGGCAAUAGGUCCGCGAAUACCCUUACUUUUGUUUGUUUUGCUCUCUAUUACAGAAUUACAUUAUGUGACACAGCUUGGGUAUGAUAGUUUUGGCUGCUUCUGCUAUUAACUGAGCUACUUGUCUUCCUACCAUGUUGUUUCUUCCUUUUUCAUGCCUUAUAACCUUCUUUUCCUUUCUCGUUGUUUUUCUUUUCUUUUCAAUGUUUUUCAUUGCCCAUGAUAGCACAGAUAGAUGAAUUAAGAAUGGCAGUGAAAGAAGCUAUAUGUGAAAAUGAAGGUGAACGUAAAUUAUAUGAAGAAGCCCUCAUUGCCAUCACAGUUGAUGAGCCUCUAAAACGUUACUGCCAACGGAUUGUGCGACCUGAUUUCUGGGGAGGAGAAUCAGAGCUACUGCAUUUAGGCGGUGGUUUUGGAUCUGGUUUUAUUCCCAUUGCAGAUUAUGGAAGUGAGUUUAGAAAGGGUUCUAGCCGAAAAGCUGUGAGGCUAUUGUACAGCGGUAAGAACCAUUAUGAUCUUCUACUAUGAGGAACCAUAUCAACGAAGGAAAAAGAAGAAAAAGAGUGGGAGAUUCAAAUGCCAUUUUGUAGCGAUUGUGUUAUGUUAGAACCCACAUAUUUUAUCAAGGGAUUUAGCUUAGUUGGAUGAGCUGUGAAUUAUUGUAAACCACAUUAUCUUCGAUUCCCGUGGAUUAAAAAAAGAUUCCAGAUAUUUUUUUUCUUUUCUUUUUGUUUUACCCUUUUGGUUAGAAUCCACCGUGAAUCCCUUGUUUUUGGUACUUAAACGAAGUAUGUCAAAAACAAUUUGAGGUUUUCUUUGAAUAGGAAGCAAUAUAGUGGCUGUUCUGUUUUCUA